CAGCGCCGCACUGGGGAUCGCAGAGACUGUCACGUUGGAAGGAAGCGUGGCCAUUGCAGGGGACCUACGGGGAGAGAGGAGGGAGAGUCUGGUUGCUGCAUCGCCUGGCUGUGGGGCUGGUAGGAGCACAUCGAGAUAGAUGAAUCACAGCCUGAAAACUGGGAACCCCAUAGAUGAUUGAGCGGUGGGGCACAAUCCCAAGCAAGACAAAGAUCUCUGUUAUCCAGCUUACUGAAGGACAUUCUCCCCACCGUCUACCACCACACCGAAGAGAGGCCACUACUGCUAGUGCACUGGCAUACAAUGAUGGUACACAAAUGCCAGAGAUCGUGGGGUCCUAUCAUCUGGAUUGUGUGAGAAGUGCUCGUUGUUCAGGACCAUGACCCUGGGGCUGCUGCUGCUGGCACUGGCACUUUGGAGGGCACAGGGGAAUGCAGGAACAUCCCCCCGUCCUCCCCCUGUCCCCCCGGAGUUCCCCUGUGGGGCAGAGGUGCUGGAGGCGGUGCUGGGACGGCUGCGGGCACUGGAGGGAGAAGUGCGGGCGCUGCAGGGACAAUGCGGGGACAGCCUGGGGCCCCAGGCUGGCACUGGGAGCACAGCAGCGCGGGGGCUGUGUGACACCCCUGGGGCAGGGGGCUGUUGUGGGUGCCGCCUGGGGGAGGCUGGGGAUGGUCUCCCGUGUCCUGCACCCCGCUGUCCCCUCGACUGCAGUGACCAGGGCCGCUGCCGGGCCGGCCGCUGCCACUGCUUUGAGGGCUUCACUGGACCGUUCUGCGCAACCCCCGUCUGCCCCCCUGGCCGUGGUGGGCCCCACUGCACCCUCGAGAUCCCCUCAGUGACACUGCGCCUGGCUGCGCGCAACCAGACGUCCUUCCGUGUGACCUGGCCGCGGCCAGCCAUGCCUGUGGAUGGCUAUGAGGUGGCUGUCAUCCCCAUGGAUGAACCAGCAGCACUGACCACCCACGAGCUGCCUAGCUCUGCUGUCACCUUUGAGGUGACGGGGCUGACACCUGGACAAGCUUUUGAGAUCUUCAUCCAGGCCCAGCGGGACCAGCACCUUGGGGCGCCGGGCACCCUGCGUGUCCGCACCCUGCUUGCCCAGUCUCUGCCCACCCAUGGGGGGCCACGGGUGACCCCUACAUUUCUGGCAUCUCCAGUGGCCCCAGUGUCACCAUCAGUCCGAGGGUCUCCAGCGUCCCCACGGUCCCCAGUGUCACCAGCGUCCCCAGGGUCACUGGGAUCCUUGGGGUCACCAGCAUCCCCAACAUCUCCAAGGUCACAGACAUCCCCAGGGUCACCAGCAUCCCUGAGGUCUCCAGUGUCACCAGAGUCCUCAGCAGCACCACCUUCCCUGGAAUCCCCAUGGUCCCCAGCAUCCCCAGUGUCCCUGAGGUCACCUACAUCUCCACGGUCCCCAGCAUCUCCACAGUCCCCUGUGUCACCUCCAUCCCCACAGUCCCCACUAUCCCCAGCAUCCCCUGUGUCCCCAGUGCUCCCGAGUGUCCCAUCCCUGCAUGAGCUGGGGGUAAAGCUUUCUUCCUACAAUGGGUCCUUGCUGCAGCGCCUGGAAAGCCACCUCCGGGCCAUAGAUUUCCCACUCCGAGGCAACCAGACAGUGCCUGCAGUGGCCCGUGCCAUCCUGUCCUACCUGCUUCGCCGCAGCCCAGCCUCGCUGCGUUAUCAAUUCCUCCGCCACCUCCAGCAGAGCCCCCACCCCAAACCCCAGGUGUUGCCGGGGGCUGCUGGUGAGGCCUUGGUGGACCUGGAUGGGCUGCGGGGUCACGCAGAGACCAUAGUGAUCCGCUACCGGCUGCUGGAGGAGCCGGAGGGGGACGAGGGGGAGCUGAGAGUUCCAGGGGACACCACAGUGGCCCGGGUGCCAGGGCUGGUGCCAGGGGCCACGUACCGGGUGGAGGUGCACGGUGUGGUGCGGGGUCGUGUCUCCAAGUCCUACACAUCCCUGGUGACCACAGGGCUAGGUGACACCAGUGAGUCUCCACCAGAAUGGGAAAACCUGUAUGAGAUGGAGGUGACUGAGCCCCAGGGGGCCAUGGCCAAAGCAGCCCCAUCAGAGGAGGAACCACCACAGCGCCCCCGCCUGGGCACGCUCACAGUCUCCCACGUGACUCCUAGCUCCGUCCAGCUGGAAUGGAGUGUCCUUGAGGGCGCCUUUGACUCCUUCACAGUGCAGUACAGGGAUGCACAAGGCCAGCCACAGGCUCUUGCUGUGGAUGGUGGGUCGCGCACAGUGACCGUGCCUGGGCUGUCGCCCUCCCGCCGCUACAAGUUCAACCUGUACGGGGUGUGGGGGCAGAAGCGCAUUGGUUUCAUCUCCACCGAUGCCGUCACAGCUGCAGCAAAACCGAAGGGAGAACCGCCAUCCCAACCACGCCUGGGUGAGCUGACAGCGUCCCACAUCAGUCCCGACUCCGUCCAGCUGGAAUGGAGUGUCCCCGAGGGCACCUUUGACUCCUUCACAGUGCAGUACAAGGAUGCACAAGGCCAGCCGCAGGUGGUGCCCGUGGAUGGUGAGUCACGCACGGUGACCGUGCCCGGGCUGUCACCAUCCCACCGCUACAAGUUCAACCUGUAUGGGGUGUCGGGGCGGAAACGACAGGGCCCCAUCUCCACUGAUGCCGUCACAGGUGAGGAUGACGUGUGCUGCAUCCAUGUCCUUUUGCUAAUGAUGGGGUUGGAGUUUGGCAGGAGUCUUGCAAGGGCUGCUCCUGGCUACUGUGAUCUUAAUAGAAAUGGAAACAUUUCCUUGUUGCUGAAUGGGAAAGCCUGAACGGAUGGGAGCAUGCAA
Messenger RNA from Numida meleagris (helmeted guineafowl), 2806 nucleotides. RefSeq names its product tenascin-X-like. The record is from RefSeq and is a predicted model, not a curated record. The transcript is spliced from 12 exons. NCBI's taxonomy places the organism in Eukaryota, Metazoa, Chordata, Aves, Galliformes, Numididae. Bases 380 to 2788 code for a protein of 802 amino acids. Gene Ontology annotation, molecular function: protein binding.